UAAGAAACAGAUGACCUUGCUUGUUUGUAAACACAGACACGUUUUAAAACGAUUAUUAUCAAGUGACAAAAGUGUAAUAUUUUGAGUGUGAUAUUUCAAAAAUCAUAUGGAUAUGGAUACAACAAUGAUAACUGAAGAAGAAAAUCAAAUGGAAGGAACACACCGGCGUGAAGGUGGUAAACGGGGUCGCAAGCCAGGAAGAAAGGCUGCAGAUAAGGUGGACAUGAAAGCAAAAUUAGAACGAAGUCGUCAAAGUGCUCGCGAAUGUCGUGCUCGAAAAAAACUUCGUUAUCAAUAUCUCGAAGAAUUGGUUACCGAUAGAGAAAAAGCUGUUCUUGCAUUGCGUAAAGAAUUAGAAAAGUAUCGCAUAUGGGGUCGUGAAAUCGAUGAAGGUCGAAUUCCAGAAGGGAUGCAAGCAUUAUUAGAAGAACUUGGUGCUGUCAAGCUAGAAACACAAAAUUAAAUCCAUACACGAAAGUAUAAAAAACGUUGGCAUUAAAGUUCACACUGAACAUCCGUACAUUAACAAAAACUACAAUAAAAUAUAAUUAACUAAAUACCUCUCUAAUAAUAAUAAUAUAUUUAAAAAAAAAUUAAAUAAAGCCAUUUUGUACCUGUGUGUAUUAUAUUCAGAAAAAUAACGAAACAAAAAAAAAAUUUAUUAGAUUACUACUGUUAGAAGAAUACUAAUUACCUAUAAAAUAUAAAGAUUAUUUUUUUACCGUUUUGAUUAAUAUUAUGAAUUAACGAACCAUUUAUGUGUGGUAUAAAAAUGUAUCUUUACAAAGUUUUAAAAAACAAAUAGAGUGCUUUAGAAUACGAUUGUAUGUUACUUAAUCAUUUCAUAGCAAACUGAAGAAUUUUUAGUCCGCCAUUAAAUAUUAACAACAUAGUCAGAUAAUGAAAAUAUUAUAAAUUUUUUUUUACAAAAUUAUAUUCCGUGUGUUAUUAUUUCAGUUUCUUAAUUUUUUAGCGAUGUGAUGCUAUAGUACGGUUCCUUCUUCCACGCCAAAAUGGCGAAAGUUAAAUUGGUGCAUUCUUCGUGCGGGCGUGAGUCCAUAAUGAAGCAAAAUUUUCGUGACUCUUUUUCUACCUUUUUAGGAUUAAUAUGUAUAUUUAUUAUUUGGUAAUAAAGAAAAUUGAAGUUUUAUCCGUGGUUAGUGUUUUUUAAUCUGUCGUAUAUGUUGAACGAUAGCUUUUGUUAAUACGAUAUAUGAAAAAAAAAGUAGAUAAUUUGUAACUGACUAAAAAAUUGAAAAAUGGGUUUGGUUUUUACAACUUCAAACCAUUUGUCAACUCUUUGGGUGGUUACAACUUCCAGAAAUAUUUUGUCAAUAACUUUCUUUUAAGAUAUAUGA
This is a messenger RNA of Chrysoperla carnea, 1358 nucleotides long. RefSeq names its product REPTOR-binding partner (gene REPTOR-BP). The transcript is spliced from 4 exons. Gene Ontology annotation, biological process: regulation of DNA-templated transcription. Gene Ontology annotation, cellular component: nucleus. Gene Ontology annotation, molecular function: DNA-binding transcription factor activity. The coding region runs from base 107 to 463 and encodes 118 amino acids. Lineage: Eukaryota; Metazoa; Arthropoda; Insecta; Neuroptera; Chrysopidae. The record is from RefSeq and is a predicted model, not a curated record.